This is a messenger RNA of Diceros bicornis minor, 5192 nucleotides long. RefSeq names its product arrestin domain containing 2 (gene ARRDC2). Lineage: Eukaryota; Metazoa; Chordata; Mammalia; Perissodactyla; Rhinocerotidae. The transcript is spliced from 7 exons. Bases 2134 to 3834 code for a protein of 566 amino acids. The record is from RefSeq and is a predicted model, not a curated record. Gene Ontology annotation, cellular component: cytoplasm; plasma membrane. Gene Ontology annotation, biological process: protein transport.
GCUCACCCCUCACUCCCCAACCGGGAUCCCCCGGGACCCUCUCCCCAGGUCUGGGCGCCCCUCUCCAGAGCCGGGAGCCUUUCUACUUAGAGGCUGGGAGGUUGGUGAUCCUUCUCAAGAAGGGGGGGACCUCCUCUUCAGGGUCUGGACCCUCCCACCGGAACACACAUCCUCCCACCUAUCCCCCUCCAAAGCUCUCUUUCCCGGGAACCCCUUCCAGAGUCGGGAUGCCCUCGACCUAGAAGCUCUGCUGUGGGGACCCCCUAUCCGGAGUCUCGGGGAAUCCCUGGGUGGAGCCGGGAGAUCCUCUUCUUUGGACCACACCAUCCCCCUUUAGCCCCAGGCCUGGGGACCCAGAAGACCCAGAUUCCCACAGAAACCCCCGUCUCACGUUCCGCCAGUGCCCCUCCCUCGGUUAGCCCACAGUGUUGGCAGAACCAGUUCUCCCCCGGGGUAGGGGUUCUGGCGGGGUCUGCGGGUGAAGGGUCGGAAUGCCUCCCGGCGGAGCAGGUGGGAUGGGGCACGUCAGGCUGGGAGUCUUAGGUCUUGGUCGUGUCCCUACCUGCUCCGGACCUCGGUCCCCCACCCUCAGGCCACGCGGCCAGUCAGGAUUAGACCAGGGGCCACAGAAACCUUGCUGUGUGGCGGAAGAGGAUGUCAGCCUCUCUGGGCUGCCCUGGCUGCCUCUUCCCGGGUGAGCCAGACCCCGCUCUACCCGUCUGCAAAGUGGGCAGAGGCAGAAGGCAGCUCAGACCCCGCCCUCGCCCGCAGCCUCCUGCAGCCCCCCUCCUUUCCAGCCUGCACACAGCGGUUGCUCUGCCUACGGCCUGGCAGCCUGGUCCCGACCGCCCCAGGUGCGGGGACUCUUGCCUGACCGCUGUGGAAACCGAGCCGGGGCCGGCGAAGGGCGGGGCAGGAAGGGGCCCCGGAGGCACUUCCCUUCCCCUGCGGCUCAAGGGAAACUGGGGCUGGUCUCCCCCUGCAGUCCCCUGGUCCUAGCCACAGGCGGCUUCCUUAAGACACUGGACCCGAGAAGCUUGCAGAGCUGCUGUGUGACCUCGGGCGUGUGACCUCCCUAGACCUCUGGGGACCCAUCUGUGAAAUGGACUGAGGGAGGCGCUGAUCCCCCAGGGUCACCUCAUCCCCCAUCUCUUCCUGGGUUUAUGGCCUCCUUCCCUCCCUCUAGGCUCUACUUGGCCCUGGGAGAAGGUCCCAGCCCCUUAUUUCAGUCCCAGAGCCACCUCUUCCAGUCAGCCCCCCCAGGCUGAUCAGUUAGUCGAUAGUCUCUGCCCCUCCAUUCGGUCCUGCUCUGACCCCUAUCACGGGCUGCAGGUAACGGUGUCAGGUUGUGGCCGUCCCCCACUCGGGGUGCCAAGGCCUCAGCGGGGUCCCAGCAUCGCCUGAGCCAGACUCAAAGGGGACCGCCCGCGAAGAGGGUGGGUUCGAGCAGCAGUGCAUCCCGCUGCCACCAGAGGGCGCCAGCGCCCCGCAGACGGCGAGGAGGCAACUCCAGCCCUAGAAACCCUUCCGUGCGGGUCUUCUCUGGGGAAACUGAGGCCCAGAGAGGGGUCAGUACCGCCCCGAGGGCCCACCGCAGCCCUGGCCCCGGGGGUGCCUGGCGUGUUCCCUGCAGUCGGCUCUAUGAGGGGACCGGGGCUGCGGGUGCCCAGAGCGGGCACAAGGCCAGGCCUAGGGGGCUACUAAGAACUUGCCAGAGAGCUGAAGUAGGGAAGGGAACGUCGGGUGGCAGGAACAGCUUAGGCAAAAGCGCCGGGGCGCGACCUAGGGGCAGCGUGUCGGGAGCGGAUUGAAGACGCCAGAGCGAGGCUCUGGGCGGGGUUGAGUUGGGGCUACACCGUGAUUCAUGCACAACCCUCUGGGGUCGGGCCUGAUCUCCCGGCUCUACAGACGUGGACCUAGGCUCCAGGAGAUUGUCGCUAGCCCCGGGUCACCCAGCUGAGCGGGGUCCGAAUCAGAGGAGGGGGGCAGCAGGCGCCCUAGUGGAGGGAGGCCCCCUCACUUCCUCCUCUCUCGCCCAUUGCACAGAGGGGGAAACUGAGGCACAGAGGGGUAGUCCUAGGCUCUGAGGGCCCCGAUUGAGGCCAGGCCGUUCCCCUGCAGCUCGAGCUGAACAUGCCUCGAGUCACGCCUGCAAGUGGCGGCUCGUUGGUGAUUAAGCCGAGGGGCAGAAUGGUCUUGCUGGGUGACUUCAGGCCCUGGCCCUGCCGCCGGGCUCCAGUUUCCCUUGUUUAUCCCCGGGAGACCGGCUCUGGCCCUGUUUCACCCCAGGGUCCACGACGGCUGAGGGCAGCCAACUCCCAGCCCGCGAGUUUGUUGUUUUGCUCCACGCCUGGGCGGAGCCACGCCCCUCGCCGCACCAUUGGUGUAUUCCUUUCCGGGGGCGUGGCCAGAGUUUCGCCCCGCCCCGCCGUGCCGUAUAAAGGCGGCGCCGGCGCGGGCCGCAAGGAGUCUCAGGCCCGGUCAGCGAAUGCGCUUGCGCACGACGAAGGGUUAGCGUCCAGAGGCUGUUGCGUACGCCCAUCGCGCCGCCGCGUCGCGGGUUCGAGGCCAGGUUUGCGCGUCGUAGGUUCGCCUCUGGGCGGGAUGCUGUUCGACAAAGUGAAGGCUUUUGCGGUGCAGCUGGACGGCGCGAGCGCGGGCGCCGAGCCGGUCUUCAGCGGCGGCCAGUCCGUGGCCGGCCGAGUGCUGCUGGAGCUGGUGGGCCCCGCGCGCGUGGGCGCCCUGAAGUUGCGCGCGCGGGGCCGCGCCCACGUGCACUGGACCGAGUCGCGCAGCGCGGGCUCGAGCACCGCGUACACGCAGAGCUACAGUGAGCGCGUGGAGGUCGUGAGCCACCAUGCCACGCUGCUGGCGCCAGACACCGGAGAGACCACGACGCUGCCUCCUGGGCGCCACGAGUUCCCAUUCAGCUUCCAGCUGCCCCCGACCCUGGUCACGUCGUUCGAGGGCAGACACGGCAGUGUCAGGUAUUGCAUUAAGGCCACCCUGCACCGGCCCUGGGUCCCUGCCCGCCGGGCAAGGAAGGUCUUUACUGUUAUCGAGCCUGUGGACAUCAACACGCCUGCGCUGCUGGCCCCUCAGGCAGGUGCCCGGGAGAAGGUGGCCCGAUCCUGGUACAGUAACCGAGGCCUCGUCUCCCUCUCGGCCAAGAUCGACAGAAAAGGCUACACCCCAGGCGAGGUGAUCGCCGUCUUCGCGGAGAUCGACAAUGGCUCCACGCGCCCGGUGCUGCCUCGGGCGGCCGUGGUGCAGACACAGACCUUCGUGGCCCGAGGCGCCCGCAAGCAGAAGCGGGCCGUGGUGGCCAGCCUCUCGGGCGAGCCCGUGGGCCCCGGGCGGCGGGCGCUGUGGCAGGGCCGGGCCCUGCGGAUUCCCCCGGUGGGCCCCUCCAUCCUGCACUGCCGCGUGCUCCACGUGGACUACAGUCUCAAGGUCUACGUGGACAUCCCGGGCACGUCCAAGCUGCUCCUGGAGCUGCCGCUGGUCAUCGGCACCAUCCCCUUGCACCCCUUCGGCAGCCGCUCGUCCAGCGUGGGCAGCUACGCUAGCUUCCUGCUGGACUGGGGGCUGGGGCCGCUGCCAGAGCGGCCUGAGGCCCCUCCCGAGUACUCGGAGGUGGUGGCAGACGAGGAGGUGGCAGCUGUGGGGCAGAGCCCCGUCCCACAACUGCAGGCCCCUGACACGAGCCUCGAAGGCCCGUUCUUUGCCUAUCUCCAGGAGUUCCGGUACCGCCCGCCGCCCUUGUACUCUGAGGUGAGCUGGGGGUCCAAGGAGCCCCCAUGCCUUCCAGGCCCUGGAGCCAAGCGGGGGUAGGAGACACAGAGGAGUUUUAAAUGUCAACAGAAUUCGUGCCCAUUCGUUCAGGGCCCUCAGCCGCCCUGCACCCCGUCUGCGUCGAGUGUUUCCUCUGGGGCUGAACGUGGGAGUCUCGGACGAGCGGGGCGGGGUGGGAGGCUCUGAGCCACCGGGCCCCCUGAGAACUGAUGGGACUCUUCUCUUCAGGAGGAUCCAAACCCACCCUCACAGGCCAUGAGGCCACGCUGCGUGACCUGCUGAUAGGCAGGUAGAUCCAUCGAGGGGUGAGGUUCACGUGUGCGUCCGGCCGCCGUGGAUGUGGGAGUCACUAGAAAAAGGGCAGACCGGCAUGACUGCACUGAAGUUGGGGAAACCGAGUCUCAGAACCAGCAGGGCUGUACUGACGUCACAUGGGACAGAGGAAGAGCCAAUCUGGAACUUACCUGCACUGGUCCUCAUAAGGCAUCAAAUGCCUUGUGCAGGAUUCGAGACACUGUACUACCUGUCUGUGCCAGCCUGUGGAGAGGGCUGGGGUCCCCCAGGAACCUCCAGUCUGGGAGACACACAGCCAGACAUAAGUAGUUCCAGUCUUGUGGGACCAGAGGGAGGUUCCCGGAGCUGGAAGAGUCCAAAGGGGGAGUAGAGAAGGCUUCCUGGAGGAAAGGGCAUUUUAGCUGAGGCUUUGGCAUAUGAAUAAGAGCUCAGCAGGCAGGCAAGCAAGAGAGAGGAGAAGUCGGAGAAGGUCAGAGCUGAGUGAUGUUUGGAAACUGGCCCCUUUGUUUUAGAACUGGGGCUCAGAGGGCAAGUGCCUCAGCUGAGGCCACCGCUGCAAAGUUCAGAAGGCGAGAGGGCCCAGGAAUGAGGCAUCCAGGGAAGCAGGUCAUGGGAACGACUGUGGGGCCUCUGAGUGGCAGGGGCAGUGGCAUCAGCAUUUGCAAGCAGAUUCCUGGCGCAGGCUGGGGCUGCCUGGGUCGCCUCCGAGGGCCCCAGGACCUGAGAGCCGCCUGGGUAUUGUCAGGGCCCGGGAAACCCAAGUUCAGAGUGGGACACGCCAGACCCGGCUACAUAACUUCCAAAAUGGAAACGCAGGGCCCCUUGUUCAAGAAUGAUUAAGAAUUUGAAGACUGACAGCAGAGCAUUAGGGUAGGCCCCAGGGACUAGAGGACAGCCCCCACGGCAGGGGACAGCAGGGCCCGUGUGCUCCCGAGACCCAGUGUGUCCUGGAGGGACAGCGUGAGGGGCCGCUGGGCAAGCCCCUAGUGCAGAGUCUCAGCCUGGCUGGGGCGGGGCCCCACCUGGGACUCGGCAUUUCUGAUGAGCCUUAAAUCCAUCUCUUUUGUACAAUUACUUUUUAAAAAUAAAAACGUGGAAGAAGA